UCGGCGGGCCUGAUGGUGGGUUUAUUUUGGUGCUGAGCUGUGGUUUGUGUUUCGACUGUGCGAUGUCACCAAUCCGCUUCGCCAUUCCCCUGUGCGCUUGGCGGCACUUGAGUGUUUUAAGAAGCGUCCAGAGCCUCAGAGGGAGGCAGUGUGGAGGCGCUCGGCCGCGGUGCUCCUCCACAGGGCUCAACGGCGAGAGGAGCAUGGAGGAACUCCUACGCAGGACCGUGACUCCACUGCCCACCUACGAGACGAGGGACAAGUCCCCCCCGCCGCCCGACUCCAACAGCCUGGAGUUUAUGUACUUCUACAGAAAGCUGAACAAAGAGCAGAAACUGGUGUUUCUCGAAAAGCUGUCAAAGGAGUUCGGAGUGGACCACAGAGGGGUCUCGGAGCUGGCAGUGAAACUGCUGGACACGCAGCUGCGGGACUCGGCCACAGUGCUGCAAGUGGAGGACAGACUCCGUUACAGUUUAACUCCCAGAUACAGACACUUACUCGGCCAUAUAAGCAGGGUGGAGGGGGGAGUGAAGUUUUUGGUGGACCUCCGUGCAGAUGUUAUCGGCAUUACGACUUCUAAAGUUACUGACAGUCCCCAUAUGCGGGAUCUUAACAGCACUUUGAAGAGCCUCCUGUCUGAGUGGUUCUCUGUUGGGCUGCUCCGGCUAGAGAGAAUCACCUGGCAGUCCCCUUGUGAGCUUCUUCAGAAGAUCAGCCAAUAUGAGGCAGUCCAUCCAGUGCGUAACUGGACAGACAUUAAACGUAGAGUUGGACCCUAUCGACGGUGCUAUGCCUUCACUCAUGCCUCCAUGCCUGGGGAACCUUUGGUGGUCUUGCAUGUUGCUCUCACACAAGAUAUUUCAGAUAACAUCCAAAGUAUUGUGAGAGAGUUUGCAACACUGGACGCAAUAGAGGAGGUCCAAAAGAUCAACUCUGCCAUCUUCUACUCCAUCUCCUCCACACAGGCCGGUCUGCAGGGAGUGGAGCUUGGUAAUUACCUCAUCAAGAGGGUGGUCAGAGAAUUGCAGAGUGAGUUCCCCCACAUGGCUCAGUUCUCCAGCUUGUCUCCUAUCCCAGGCUUUGCGGCCUGGCUACAGGGCUUCCUGGGCCAGUACAGGAAGGAGGGCCGUGCAGCUGAGCUUCUCUCUGAGCAAGAGUGGAGGGAAGUGGAGGAGGUGACCGGUGCUGCCCAUGGAGCAGCAGCUCUGGAGACCCUUCGUGCUCUCCUCGGAUCUGGGGAAUGGCUGCGCUCCGAGCGGAUGGUACGCACGCUGGAACCUGUGCUGAUGCGCCUGUGUGCCUGGUACCUGUACGGAGAGAAGAGGCGGGGCUAUGCCCUCAACCCCGUUGCCAACUUUCACUUGCAGAACGGCGCUGUCUUGUGGCGCCUGAACUGGCUCGCAGACACUAGCCCCAGAGGCAUUGCAAACUCAUGCGGCAUCAUGGUCAAUUACCGCUACUUCCUGCAGGAGACCAGCACCAACAGCGCCACCUACUUGCAAAACAAAGUCAUCACAGCUUCAGAGCAAGUGCUGAGCCUCGUCUCACAGUUCCACAAGAACAGUAAAUUGUGAAAUAUCUCCUGAUGCACUUUAACAGAGGGACAAAGCUCUCUACGGACAUGCUUAGCAGUUAGCAGCACUGCUGUUUUUUUUUUUUUUUAAAUGAGGAAUAAUACCUUGAAAUCAAUCUUUAAUUGUUAAAAUGAUAAAGAGGCACAAGAACAUACACUUUUACUGUUCAAAUGAUUGGAAUCACGUUAAAUUAAUAAUUGGUAUUUCUUUCAAUACUAAAGUAGACAAAUCAUAGUCUGGAUACAAUGGGUGUAUUUAAUAUGCUUUAUUUAAUAUUUUUGGGGUAAUAUCAAAGAGUUAUUGAAUGAUAAUAUACUGUAAUUAUCUGAUCAUCGUAAUCCCUUGAAUCGUCUUCUGUCUGAAGUGUUGAUCCUCACUUUUCAAAAACAAGACAUUGUGGACAUUCAUUCUAUUAGAACUUCAUUCUAAUGCAGCUUUGUCAGUCAAUGUGGAAUCAUCUACAGCUCUGUUCAUCAUUCUGGACACAGUUUCCUUCAAAUUAGUAAAUACCUAUUAAGUUCAGCAUUGCAGAGUACAAACGUGACAUUAAAAUCACUUUACAGUACUGUGCAAAGGUUAGAGACCACCGAUUUCUUUUUAUAAUGCCAAGCCAUUAAGUACAAGUUAUUCAUUUUUCAGGAUAUGUUUUUUAAUUAGAUUUGGUGAAGUAAGUGAAAAAAACAGGAAUUUCUAAAACAAAAGUAAAAAAAAAGGACAUAUAGAAAAAAAUAUGUAUAGAGAAUGGGAAACAGCCAUGCCUGGUAGACCACCAAAACUGCCACCAUCAAUAAAACAGUACUAGGAGCUUUCAUCUCAGAGAGAUGCAAAAUAAUCAAGCUCUAUUCUUGAUCCAAAUCUGUAAAAAUCCACCAGUACCUGUCCAUCCUUCCACUGUGAGAAAACAACUCAACACUGUGAGUCUGAAAGGAUGUGUAGCUGUCAAGAAGCCCAUAAUGAGAAAAGAAAAUAGGCUGAAAAAAGAACAUUUCCAAAUCAAAUGAUGAAUCUGCUGGUGUUCUCAGAAUAGUGACCACCUCAUGGUCCAGAAAGCUACAUCACUGAAUGUGUUUGGGAUUAUUUGGAUGAUGAGAAGCAGAAAAUGCAACCAGCUUCUAAGACUGAACUUUUGAGGUAUGGAAAAUUUCUUUGAAAAACUGACAGUUUCAUGGACAGAAUGACAGCUGUAAUAAAGGCAAAGGGUGGAUACAUUAAAUGCUGAAAAAAUGUA
Messenger RNA from Pygocentrus nattereri (red-bellied piranha), 2802 nucleotides. RefSeq names its product malonyl-CoA decarboxylase (gene mlycd). The record is from RefSeq and is a predicted model, not a curated record. The transcript is spliced from 5 exons. Gene Ontology annotation, molecular function: malonyl-CoA decarboxylase activity. Lineage: Eukaryota; Metazoa; Chordata; Actinopteri; Characiformes; Serrasalmidae. Gene Ontology annotation, cellular component: mitochondrial matrix; peroxisomal matrix. Gene Ontology annotation, biological process: acetyl-CoA biosynthetic process; malonyl-CoA catabolic process; fatty acid biosynthetic process. The coding region runs from base 63 to 1574 and encodes 503 amino acids.